GGCAGUGCGCAUGUGCGAAAUUUAGAGGGACGCUUGAGAAACUGAAACUGCAGACGAUAUCAAUGUUUAUAAUUAACAGCCUUCAAUAAAGGUUAGUAUUGAAGUUCACGGCAAACGGAUCCUAACAGGCACACGGACAGAAAGAAAACCAUGUCAACUCAGCCUCUCAUCAGAUCAAAGCAGACCGAGAAAUCAAUCAAUGGAAUAUCCACACAGGUUGUUUGCACAGAAUUCAGUAACUACAUAUUUAUAGUUCUCACACAGUAUGGAAAGAUUGGCACUUUAGUAUCAGUCACACCUGACUCCAGAUCAGGUGAUAUCAGCACUCCCAUGUUCACCACCAAAGUGUUGCUGGGAAAAGAAGAGGCUUUGACACACGUCUGUGCCAAAAACUUGGCAACAUUUGUGUCACAAGAGGCAAGCAACAGGCCUGUUCUACUGGGAUUGGCACUCAAGGACAGUUCCAUAGAAGCAAUAAAGGCCAUGAAAGAUAUAAUCAAAAGUUGUCAAGUCUGGUAACUACUGGUACAGGGAACGAGCAACAGAAUCGCCUACCUGGAAAGACAAUUUCAGAAAAGACUUCAUACACUUAACACAUUUUUUCCUCAAUGUUUUUGCAUCCUUUAAAAACGUAUUUUGUUAUCUGUUGUUACUUCUAAGCUUGAUGUGGAAAUAAAUGCCAUAUAAAUGGGAAGUUUAUGCAUUAUAAAUGCCUAUGGAAUUUUGUGGAUCGAGUGGAAGCCAAUGGCCACAAACUUAUUCUGUUUGAGACAACCAUCUCGAUUUUAAAGCCACACUCUGAAUACUGUUAGUGCACAAAUAUAAAUAAAGGAGCGAAUGCAUCCCAUGAAAUUCACAUGCAAAAUAGCAUUUGAUUGAUUGCUGUGGUAAAGUUUGGGGUCACUUAGAAAUGUCCUUAUUUUUGAAAGAAAAUGUUGUUUAAGACUGGUGUAUUGCGGGUACUAUAUAAUGAAGCUGCCAGUUGAGGACAUGUUUCUCAAACUAGACACU
Salvelinus namaycush (lake trout) is the source of this 1011-nucleotide messenger RNA. RefSeq names its product proteasome assembly chaperone 3-like. The record is from RefSeq and is a predicted model, not a curated record. Gene Ontology annotation, biological process: proteasome assembly. Bases 151 to 519 code for a protein of 122 amino acids. The transcript has 3 exons. Lineage: Eukaryota; Metazoa; Chordata; Actinopteri; Salmoniformes; Salmonidae.